AUGUCCUCACCACCGUGGGACUACAUCGCCAAGCUGGUGUGCAUAGGCGACUCCGGCUGCGGCAAGUCCAGCCUGACCAUCCGGCUCUGCGAGGGCCGCUUUGUCCAACAUCACGAUGUCACCAUCGGCGUUGAGUUCGGCUCACGGAUAGUACCCGUCGGCGCACCACACUCCAAACCGCCCCGGGCGUCCCAGGCCACCGAAACAUCACCAGCCGACAGCACCUCCGACUCCUCCCCACAGCCGCCCAAGCCCGAGGGCCUUCCUCCACCCCCGCUGAAGCAGGACCCCCCGCCGCCCCAGAAGCACAUGAAGCUAUCCCUCUGGGACACCGCAGGCCAGGAGACGUACAAGUCCGUCACGCGCUCCUACUUCCGCGGCGCCUCGGGCGCCCUGCUGGUCUUCGACAUCUCGCGCAAGGCCACCUUCGACCACGUCACCGACUGGCUCAACGACCUGCGCCAGAUCGCGGAGCCCGACAUCGUCGUCAUCCUCGUCGGUAACAAGGCCGACCUCGCCUCGGAGAAGCGCGAGGUCGACGAGGCCGACGCCCGCGACUGGGCCCGCCGGAACGGCGUGCUGCAGUACGUCGAGACCAGCGCCAAGAGCGGCGAGGGCGUCGAGGAGGCCUUCCUGGCCGUGGCCGAGAGGAUAUACCAGAAUAUCAUGGCGGGCAAAUAUGACCUGAACGACAGGCGGUCGGGUGUAAAAGGUUCUGCGACUGGCUGGGGAGGCGGGACGAAUGUCAGGCUGGACCAGGAGAAGGUCAAGAGCGGGGGUAUGUGCUGUUGA
Molecule: messenger RNA, 792 nt
Organism: Cryphonectria parasitica EP155
Lineage: Eukaryota; Fungi; Ascomycota; Sordariomycetes; Diaporthales; Cryphonectriaceae
Exons: 1
Coding region: 1-792 (263 amino acids)
Biological process (GO): regulation of endocytosis
Cellular component (GO): endosome
Molecular function (GO): GTPase activity; GTP binding
Source: RefSeq, a predicted model, not a curated record